Molecule: messenger RNA, 921 nt
Organism: Annulohypoxylon truncatum
Lineage: Eukaryota; Fungi; Ascomycota; Sordariomycetes; Xylariales; Hypoxylaceae
Product: PQ loop repeat-domain-containing protein
Exons: 6
Coding region: 1-921 (306 amino acids)
Source: RefSeq, a predicted model, not a curated record
AUGGCGCCGCAGCAGGAGAUUCCAGUUGCAGCUAACGUGCUCGGUACAAUCGGUACUAUCCUUUGGUGCAUACAGACGAUCCCUCAAAUAUGGACCAAUUGGAGGACGAAGAAGACCGAUGGUCUACCUGGCUCUAUGAUGUACCUCUGGGCUCUGUGCGGAGUGCCGUUCGGGGCCUAUAACGUCGCACAGAGAUUCAAUUACCCAUUGCAGGUACAGCCGCAAGCCUUUAUGGCCUUAUGCCUUGUGAAUUGGUGUCAGAUUUUGCUAUACAGUAGCAAGUUCGCGCUUUGGAAGGUCAUCCUCAUAGGCCUAGCCAACGCCGCAGCCUUUGCUGGGGUCGAAGCGGCAUUGGUCGUCACACUUCAGCCAUUAUAUGAUGCGGGAAAUGAGACCGGAGUCUUGGUAGUCGGUAUCAUCGCCAAUAUUCUCCUAGCAGUCGGUUUGUUACCGCCGUACGGAGAAAUUUGGAAGCGCAGAGGAAGAGUCAUUGGGAUCAACUUCAUUUUUCUCUCGAUGGACUGGUUCGGAGCCUUCUUCUCUCUCAUGUCACUUGCCGCUCAGAACAGCUUUGACGUCUUAGGUGGCGUAUUAUAUAUCGUAUGCAUAACCCUAGAAACUGGUAUAUUUCUUUCGCAUAUCAUCUGGUUAUUCCGCACCCGUAAACUGAGGAAGGAGGCGGCAUUGAAUGGGAAGACAUUCGACGAUGUUUUGGCUGAACACGAGGAGCAGGGAGUACCCUUCAAAUUUUCUGAACGUAAAUUCUCCAAAAAGAGUAAAGAGAAGCAAAAUGAUGUAGAGAUGGGCGUUGCUGGGGACGAUAGAGAAUUAAGAAGUGAGGCGCAACGAAAUUCAGGCGAGGAGAACGCCCAUAAUACCGCCCUAACAUCAGGAACCGAUACGAAGGAAGAAAAACCGUAG